UGCUAAUUUUACAUACUUUGAUACUUUGUACUACAACCAAUUAAAAUGCGUUUUGUUUGGUGAAAGUUGAGGCACUUAAAACUUUUCAUUUAAUAUUUUCGAAACAUUUUGCCUAUUUUAUUAUGAUCUCUGGUCAUUACAACCAAGAAGAGGUCAUUGUCGAGUAAAUAAAUAAAAAUGUUGGUAUUUAAGGUAAUCAAUAACCAGUACACUCGAGAAUGUUAUAAUACAUUAAAUGCCAAUUUAAAAACAAAUUUUUUUCGAUUAAUUUAUUAAUCAGUGAGAGGCGAGCAGUUAUCAUUCGGACUUGCUGUAACUGUAACUUAAGUAUCCAAUAAAGUCAUGGAAAAAGUUGAACACGUCGUACCGUACAGACACAUGUACAUACAUACAUAUAUGUAGUUAUCUUUGUACGUAUAUGUAUACGGUUGACAAUCUGUCCGUGUGUUUGUACCUACCUGUACUAGUAAUAUUACCUGUACGUUCGGAAAGUCGCUGAUGCUGAUGGUGCUAGUGUGAAUGACCACUGGACCAUGGUCGCGUCCUUGAUAACCCAUCGGGAUGAUUAUAUUAUGUGUUUACCUUUGUAUACGUAUACAGGGUGAUCUGUUUAAAAUUAAUACAGUAAAACAGUCAGAACGUUCCGGUCUCAAUUUUCGGUACAAUCCUUUAGUACCUAAUAAUAUUAAGAAAUUAAUAUGCCUUUAAGUUCAAUUUGUAACUUUGGCGUUUGUGGUGCCUGUUUUUUUUUAUGCCUUUGUAUUUAUUACUUGCGUUACUUAUGCUUCGAUAAAAAUUGUUCAUCUUGUACGUGCAGUAAUAACUAUUUAAUGAGUGGUCCCUAAUUAAAUAAUAUGCUUUUGGUAUAAUUCGUCAUUUGUAUUCAUAACACAACAACAGGUUGAAACGUAGCAGAUACAGAUGGAUUGUAAAGUACCAACCAACCAAAUAUCAUUCCUUUUAGGUGCUCGAAAUAAAUCUAGAAAUAUCUUAUUACAAAUUGUAAAAUUCCUCCCUUCUAAUGCAAAAUAUUUUUAGAAUAAAAAAAUUACAAAAUCUGCAGGUACCUAUACACUAGUGGCUUGUAGAGAAUCUAGCUUAGGGAUAUUCUAUUACAUGCAAUCAUCAUACUGUUUAUUUUAUGUCCUAUAAAAUGCACCUAAUUAUCGGAAAACCAAAUUCCUAGCUAAGGGCGAAGCGAACAGCCGGUUGUAUGUCUUCACAAAUGUAUGACGACUCAUAUGACUCUUUUUUUUUUAAAUUAGGAAUUGCUUAGAAUAAUAAUUGCCAAAGAAGAGUGUUCUGUCACUGUUUGUACUGUUUUAUGUUGCCUUGUAAGGUACAUUAGGUGCUUACAUGCAUCAACUGUUUGCAAGUUUAACUGACGACGAUGAAGCUGAAAGGUAGUACAUACUUAAGUAAUGCGCUGCGGACGUAAGUCGCACAGAGUCAGAAUUAUUUUACUCGCCAUCGGUUAGUUUAGUUCACGGUCAGAGUCAGAGUAAUGUAGGCAAUGUGAACAGUGUUUCGAUAUCGUUUUACACUCUCGUAAUUACCUAUUUUAACAGUUCAUUGCGUCUAAUGAAAAUCCAAAUGAAUCGUUUAAAACAAUAAAGCGCAUCCGAUGUGCCCUUAAAGACAAUAAUGUGUUGUCGUACUAGUGUCGUUAAACGUUUUAACCAUAAGAUUUUACAAUUAGACGAAAUAUUAAAAACUUAGUUUUGUCGCUGGAUUUACAAUUUGCCUGCCUUUUGUUCUACCGACGGUGUUAAUUUUAUCAGUUUGUUAAUUGCAUUGUCUUUUCCCGAAAACAAAAGCAACACGUUACCUGUAUGAAAAGUUCAAGAGACUUGAGUGAAUUGCAAAAGUCCAUAAAAUAAGGUAAAAUGGUAACUUGCGGGGUGGUAUGGUGUAAAAAAGACGAUCACUGGAUUCCGCUCCAAUUAAGUUCCAUCAAACUUCACGGUAAUCUUACAGAAGCCCAUUGGGCGGCAAUAUCUGAUUUUCUUCAGAAAGUUGCAAAUAAGCAUUUCAUAUUACAAGAAAAUGGUUUUAUGGAACUUACAGAAGAUCAGAAACGUCUUCUUGCGCAACAGAUAAAUCGUUCCAACUUGGAAUGCUCGACGAACGAAGUGAAGUCGUCGAAAAAUGUUUUCGGUGUCAUCAAUUCCGGUCUGAUAAAUCCUGAAACCGAUAGUGAAGAAAAAGCGAAAAGCCUAAGUGCCCAAGAAAGUUAUUUAUUACAAAUUUUGGACGGUAAAACGGAGAUAGCUGGACCGAAAAUUCUCGAAUGUAAUAAUAGUGGUAACGAAUGUAGUCCAUCGACUGAGUUUCCUGAGUCUGACAAUAAUUCACAUUUGCAAAAAUUUACGUUAAAGUUCGAAAGUAACUUUUUAAGUGAUCCUACUAAAAGUUUAAACGGCCCUGAAGAGAAUAACUGUGAUAAUCGCGAAACGGUCUUAGAAAAUAGUAACUUUUUCAAAAGCGAACAUUCCGAUACUACGUCCAACAAUAAUGUCAACGUUAUCGGGAGAUUCACUAUAGAAUCGUAUUCGAUCGAUUCAGUCGUCGACGAUAGUAGUAAUAAAAGAAAAAAUAUCCCAGAAGAAAAUGAAAAACUCUGCAGCAACGAGAAACCUUUGAGAAAAAUAUCAGGCCAGAGCGACGAGAUCGUUCUAAGGCUUUUGAGAAAAUAUUCGAAAUAUAGCAGAGACGCGUUGGAUCAAGAAAUCCUUAGUGCGGUCGACUCGUUCGCUUCUGAAGACGAUUUCAACAACCCAAGUACCACAAUAAGGAUAACUCCGGAAGAAAAGCAUUACGAAAACUGCAAAUCGAAUUUUGGCGACGAAUAUAUCGAAAAUGAAAAGAACGAAUAUCUGCUGCAAUGGUUAAAACAACAAAACAGGUCAAGGGGGUUCCUUACAGUUCCUGAUCCUUCUUACAACAGGAGGAGGCAUAGUUUAGGGAGCGACAGGAACUAUUUCGAUUGCUACGAUUCCCAACAUAAAGCGGCCGAAAGGAAAGAAGGACGAAAAUCAUCCCUGCCGCUGUUUGCAGACCUGGACUUCAAUAAGAGGUCAGGACGAAGGACUGGCGGCAUUGCGUCAACUCCCAACAGUAGAAAAUCUAGCGUUUCUUAUCCUGUCAGCGACGCGGGUAGAUUUUCCAAUUUGGAUGGCAGGAAAAGUAGCGUAACGUCGAACAGCAGCAGCUAUGAAAGCGAGGAAACGGUGGGAAGCUCGGUGACGUCUCACUGGCAAAAAAUCAUCAAUAAACACUUAGGCGGGAAUAAAUUAGAACAAAAGUUGAAGAAGCAGCGCGAAACGUGGGCGAUUAACAAAAGGAAACUCAGCACCGAUUCUGACUCAAACGAUCUGUUUUUACAACCAUGGUAUUUCCGAAAGAUAAAGCGUAUGGAAGCGGAAAAAAAAUUGCUUCUACCGGAAAACGACCAUGGUGCUUUCUUAAUAAGAGAUUCUGAAAGUAGACAUAAUGAUUAUUCUUUAUCAGGUAUGUAUGUACAUCACUAAGUGGGUGUUUUUUAUUUUUAAUAUUUUCUAAAUAC
Messenger RNA from Agrilus planipennis (emerald ash borer), 3565 nucleotides. RefSeq lists its product as uncharacterized. The transcript has 2 exons. The coding region runs from base 1887 to 3530 and encodes 547 amino acids. Lineage: Eukaryota; Metazoa; Arthropoda; Insecta; Coleoptera; Buprestidae. The record is from RefSeq and is a predicted model, not a curated record.